GGGCUGACUGGCCUCCAUUUCCUUCAAGCGUCUGCACAUAACCUUCGUAGCAGCAACCAACCACUUGAAAACAGCAGGUUUAAUACAAUGCUUCGCCAAGUUAAACCCAAAAACGCGCGUGCUAAGCGUGCUCUUGAAAAAAGAGAACCCAAAACUGUAGAGGAUGUUAAAAUAGCCUUGUUUUUGCGAGGAACUGCUACUUCUCAAAUCAGUGUUGAUGCGCUGUCUGACUUGUAUGCGUUGAAGAAGCCUGCUGCUGUCAAUUUUCAAAAAAAGAAUGCAAUUUUGCCUUUCGAAGACACAACUUCUUUGGACUUCCUUUCGGAGAAGAAUGAUGCUGCUUUUGCGGUAUUGGCUACCCACAACAAAAAGCGUCCUCACAAUCUUACUUGGGUUCGUUUUUUUGAUCACAAAGUUAUGGAUAUGAUGGAAAUGGGAAUUUCCAACUUUAAGUCUAUUAAGGAGUUUAGCGCUCCUCUCAUUGUCCCGGGAACCAAGCCGUUGAUCAUUUUCCAAGGUUCUGUGUUUGACAAUCAUCCUGUGUAUCGUCACGCAAAAUCUUUGUUCCUUGACUUCUUCCGUGGCGAAACAAUUAAAAAGAUAGAUUCUGCUGGUCUAACCUAUGUGGUUGUUAUUUCUGCCGCUGAUCUUGAGGACCCUGAGGCCGAAAAUGUUGCUUCAUUCCCUAAAAUUAACUUCCGUGUUUACAACACUAAACUGUUGAAGACCGAGCAAAAACUUCCUCGUGUGGAACUGGUUGAAAUGGGCCCUAGAAUGGAUUUGUCUAUUCGUCGCAUUGAGGCUGCCCAAGACGAUGUUCUUCAGGAAGCACUCAAGAAACCCAAGUCUCAAGAGGUCAAAACAAAGAAGAACAUUGAUGUCAAUCCUAUUGGUGACAAGGUUGGUCGCAUCCACAUUGAUAAACAGGAUCUUAACAAGCUGCAAACCCGUAAGAUGAAGGGUUUGAAGCGUGGCCCUCAAGCUCUUGAGGAGGGGGAUGAGGAAGAAGAAGAAAUGGAAGGUUCCGAAGACGAGGAGGAGGAGGAAGACGAAGAGUAGAUGAAGUGUACUUGCUCUCUAAUCUUUUACCGGCUACUGUUUUAUUCUCCUUUGCUUAACCUUUCCUCUUUUGGCGUUCUUUUUUGGUACUUACGCUGCGUUUUUUUAUAUGCCCUCUCUAGUUUGCUUCUCUCCAAUAGAUAGGGAAGCUUAUGGUUCAAAUAUAUACUUAGGUUUCGGGUUUUGGGUAAAAAAAAGAAAAGUUUCUGGUUGUGUAAGGCUCUAUUGAGUGCCGUAGAUAUUAGAGAGCAACAAGAGAGCUUGAAGCUACGAAGUUUACUCCUUAGUAAUCUAUCAGCAUUUGAAACAGUUACGCCGAAAAACACUGUUUAGUAACAUUUUUUGGGACGAGGAGAUUUAUUGUCGCCAUGUAAUGCAUUUGUUCUUAUUUUCA
Molecule: messenger RNA, 1453 nt
Organism: Schizosaccharomyces japonicus yFS275
Lineage: Eukaryota; Fungi; Ascomycota; Schizosaccharomycetes; Schizosaccharomycetales; Schizosaccharomycetaceae
Product: brix domain-containing protein Rpf2
Exons: 3
Coding region: 88-1059 (323 amino acids)
Biological process (GO): maturation of 5.8S rRNA from tricistronic rRNA transcript (SSU-rRNA, 5.8S rRNA, LSU-rRNA); maturation of LSU-rRNA; ribosome biogenesis
Cellular component (GO): nucleolus
Molecular function (GO): 5S rRNA binding; 7S RNA binding; rRNA binding
Source: RefSeq, a predicted model, not a curated record